This is a messenger RNA of Saccostrea echinata, 789 nucleotides long. Its product is annotated as apolipoprotein L3-like. Gene Ontology annotation, cellular component: extracellular region; membrane. The coding region runs from base 4 to 789 and encodes 261 amino acids. Gene Ontology annotation, molecular function: lipid binding. NCBI's taxonomy places the organism in Eukaryota, Metazoa, Mollusca, Bivalvia, Ostreida, Ostreidae. The record is from RefSeq and is a predicted model, not a curated record. Gene Ontology annotation, biological process: lipoprotein metabolic process; lipid transport. The transcript has a single exon.
AUAAUGUCAGACCGGGAAAUUGAUGCCAUACAGAAUUAUGAAAGGUAUCUUGACGAAUUCGUCAACCAGUAUGAAGAGUGGGUAAGGAAUAGGAGAAGGGCCAUUAGAGAUUUGGAACAAAUUGUGGCCGACAUGGACAGUGGCGAAUUUCAAAACAAUGUCACGCAAAUUGUGGGUAGCAGUGUCGGUGUUUUAAGCGGAAGCAUAAUGAUUGGAGCUUUGCUUCUUGCACCCUUCACUGCGGGUGCGUCUGCUGCAGUUGGUGCUGGAAUAGCUGCGGGGGUAGGCUUAGCUGGUGGAAUUACCAAUCUCACUUCUGACCAAAUUAAUAAGAAUUAUGCUUUGAGAAAAUGCAAGGAAGCUGAAGACAUUAUAUUGGGUGACCAGAAAAGAACAACCGACCUCGAUGAAGCCGAAAUACGAUUUACAGAAGCUAUUGAAACUUUGAGGGAGGUUGCUAAGUCUACAAAAAAAGAAAUAAAGACGAUGCUCAAAACCAUUAAAAGGGGAAAGAAGGUUGCACAGGUCAUGUCGAAAACGGCACGUUUAGUCGGGAAAGGGGGUCGAGGAAUCGGACUGACUGCUGGAAAACUUAUUGGUAAAACGGCUGUUCUUGCUCUUGUUGGUGUAGGCUUCGAUAUUUGGGAAAUCGUCUCAUCAAGUCAAGAUAUCGCUAAUGGAUCUAAGUCUGAGCUCGGAAAAGACAUAACAAAGCACAUCGAAAAGAUGAGGGAAUCAUUAAAUGAGGUCCAAGAGUUCUACUCUGAAGCAUACGGUCUGACUGCCUAA